AUGGCAACACAACUGCGGUGUUUUUUUUUGGGGCGCAGGCUCAGGCAUUCAGUUUCAUCAAUGAAAUACUCAGUGAGGGGACCAUUGGUCCGGGUGCCAGACUACCCCCGACCCGUUUGCCCCGGCUACCACAGAAUGGAGGCGCAUGUGGAUCUUUUUUCGUGGGUUGCACUGCUGAGCUCGAUCAUCAGCGAUGUUGAGCUGCAUUUGGGAGCUGCUGAGACUGUUCCCAAGCGGCUUUGGACGGUUUGGUUGGACACGGUGCACUGGGAUGCUGCAAACCAGCGCUAUGCCGACCGUGCUGGCUGCCCUGGUGACUCUUUCUCGCCGUACAUAGGAUAUGUCAACCUCUACCCCUUUCUUCUUGGGAUCAUCGACAACAAGGGGCGUGCACUGACGAUCGUUGAACUUGCCAAGACGGAGCUGAUGACCCGCUACGGCCUGAUGUCUGUUUCGUACGACUCGGUGCGCGCGGCACGUGAUGCGGGUCUGCGCCACGAGAACCGCUGGAUGGGUCACGUGUGGCUCUCAGCGAACGUCCUGAUGCUGCACGCUCUGAGAACGAAAUACAUUGACAUUCUCGGGGACCCGGCAGGGGAACUAUUCAAGCGGCUGCGGUUGUGUAUGUUGGAGAUCAGCGGUGGGUCCCCGAUGAUGCAGGAGGCCUAUAACCCUGUGACGGGCGCCGCAGAGAGCACCGUCUCGCUCGUGGGGUACCGUGCCAUGUUGCUGGGACUUCUUGAGGACAGCCGUUAG
Molecule: messenger RNA, 756 nt
Organism: Trypanosoma cruzi
Lineage: Eukaryota; Euglenozoa; Kinetoplastea; Trypanosomatida; Trypanosomatidae
Product: mannosyl-oligosaccharide glucosidase, putative
Exons: 1
Coding region: 1-756 (251 amino acids)
Biological process (GO): oligosaccharide metabolic process; protein N-linked glycosylation
Cellular component (GO): endoplasmic reticulum membrane
Molecular function (GO): Glc3Man9GlcNAc2 oligosaccharide glucosidase activity
Source: RefSeq, a predicted model, not a curated record